Messenger RNA from Lutzomyia longipalpis, 1363 nucleotides. RefSeq names its product farnesyl pyrophosphate synthase-like. The transcript has 4 exons. The coding region runs from base 56 to 1180 and encodes 374 amino acids. The record is from RefSeq and is a predicted model, not a curated record. Gene Ontology annotation, biological process: trans, trans-farnesyl diphosphate biosynthetic process. NCBI's taxonomy places the organism in Eukaryota, Metazoa, Arthropoda, Insecta, Diptera, Psychodidae. Gene Ontology annotation, cellular component: cytoplasm. Gene Ontology annotation, molecular function: dimethylallyltranstransferase activity; (2E,6E)-farnesyl diphosphate synthase activity.
AUUCUCAGUUUUACUUAGAAUUUUACAAAAGUGAGAAGGAAAAAAGUACAAAAUUAUGUAUUUCUUGGGGAAAAGUUUUGUAAGAAAUUUAUUAAAAAAAAGAAUUAUUCUCAAUUCAAUGGGUAAAAUGAAGAGGAAUUUUUGUGUUGGUGAAAGUGGUGCAAUAAAUAAGGAAAAAUUAUUAAUGUCGCAUUAUCCACGUUUUGAAAAAAGUAUUAGUGAUAUAGUUGAUACGUGUGAUCCAUCAAGGGCAGGAAAACACAUUGAAGAAGUGUUAGAUUACACGACAGCUGGUGGAAAGAAAACUCGUGGAAAACUACUAGUGGCUGCUUUUGAGGAAAUUGCUCCAAAGGAUAAAUUAACGGAGGAAAUGUUUACAUUAGCCGCUUACCUGGGAUGGUGCGUUGAAGCGUUUCAUGGACUUAUUCUUAUUAUGGACGAUAUUAUGGAUGGAAGUUUGACAAGAAGAGGGCAAACAUGUUGGUAUAGGCGUCCUAAUAUCCAAAUGUCCGCCAUUAAUGACGCCGUAAUGCUUGAUGCCGCCAUUUAUGAGUUUCUUCACGAAAAGUUCCACCAUUUGCCAACAUACGCAGAUAUUAUUCAUUCAUAUCACAGAAAUGCUCUUAUGCUGUAUAUGGGACAAUAUCUGGACGUAUUAGCAAUGCAACAAGAUGUCUUGACAUUCACAAUGGAGCAAUGUAGGAGAAAUGUCAUCCACAAAGGUUCCCACUAUACCAUCUAUUCGCCCAUUGAAUUAGCCUAUAACUUGGCAGGAUAUAAAGAUCUACAGCCUCUCGUUGAUGCGAAGGAUCUAAUCUAUGAAAUGGGAAUUUUUUUUCAAGCUCAAGAUGACUUCCUCGAUUGCUAUGGGGAUCCUAAAGUAAUGGGAAAAAUUGGAACGGAUAUAGAAGAUGGAAAAUGCACGUGGCUCGUUGCAACAUUCCUCAGUCGUGCUAAUGAAGCCCAAAAGGACAUUCUGAAGAAGUUUUAUGGAAAAAAUAAUGAAGAAUCUGUUACGCAGAUUAAGAAACUCUACGAAGAAGUUGGUAUAUUUGAAGCCUUUAAGAACUACGAAGAUAAAACUUAUAAGGAUAUUAAAUGGAAAAUUCAGGAGGCAAAGGGGAUUCCGAAGAAUGUGUGUCAAGGCCUAAUGGAUAAAUUGUAUAAGAGGAACAUUUAAUUUUUUUUCAUUAAAUUUCUUGAUUUUUUAUAUGAUUUCCAUAGUUUUUUAUAUUUUUUUUUUUACAAAUAUUUCAAAUAUUUUCUAUAAAUUCCGAAUAUUUGAAUUUUUCGUAAAAGAGGGAAUUUAAACACCCCUUGAGCGUGCGUAAUAAAUUCAAACAAAAUCUUAACAAAAAAGAAA